CUUUAGUAAUUGCCAAAGGAAGUCAGCUUCUCAAAUACGGGAAGACACCCGAACCACAACCACGCGAUAUCCCAUCGUCUGACGUAGUAUAGGCGAAAACGCUGAAGGAGUAACAAAUACCACGAAGUUCGCUACAUUCAUUUUCCACUUUCUGACCACCGGAUUUUGAAUUAAACAUUAGUCAUAUUGAGACAUUCCAUCACUCGCUGUGCCCAAAGGGAGUCAUAUCAAGUUAACUGUUCAUUUCGUGAUCGCAAGCUGAUAAAACAAUCCGUUGGGAGAACUUUAAAAUCGCAAAUUAUUCUACAAACCGCCACAUUUUACUUGUAAAUUAAAAAACAAUGUAUAUGAACGAAGCGCAAAGCGUUCCAGUGGUUCCAGAUGCAUCGCUCUACCCUCACGAUGCCUUAAUAUCCGACGAACAAUCAUUAUUUGACUCAAACUAUGAGCCAUUCAAGCCGACAAAAUCACAAAAAGUUGACAGCGGUUCAUGGGGAAGUAACAAGCGUUCCUUAGACAGCACCGAUCGUGAUGCGCCAAGUCCAAAACGCGCAUUUACAGCAUCAAGCAGCGAAUUUCUCGAUCGAAGUUCGCCAGCACCGGUCGUACCGAAUGGUCAAGAUUUUGAUAAACGGGUUAUCGUUCCCGCAGAUCCUAUGUGCUGGACUAAAGAGCACGUUAAGCAAUGGAUUCAAUGGGCAAUCAAAGAAUUCAGUCUACGCGACAUCGACGUCGACUGUUUCGACAUGAUCGGCAAGGAACUUUGCAAGUUGACAAGAGAGGACUUUUUAAAAUUAGCACCGGCUUACAACGGAGAUAUUCUUAUGGCUCAUCUCUGUGUUUUACGAAGAACUCCCUUGCCAAACCUCACAUCUGAGGAUAUUGAUCGAGCAUUAGCGCCUUCCGUCGCUUCAAGCACGUCUUACGCAGGUUCGCAUUACAAUGCAACAGCUCAUUAUGAAUCGAGGAAUUUAAUUCCAGGCAGUGACAACUCUUCUUAUGCUGACCGUAGUUCAACAUCUUGGCCAUCUAGUAGCCAAACUGGUGAACGAUCGGCUGGUUCCUGGUCAUCGCAAAGCCAAACAAAUCGUCUAACGCAUAUGAAAGACUCUAUGGCGAUUGUUCCAAGCAGGAGUAUUACUAGUUCACCUCAGUUGCAAGGUGCUUACCCUGGCAACACACUCGCAACUAGAGCUGAUACAAACGCGGGUAGUGGUCAAAUUCAGCUGUGGCAAUUUCUACUCGAACUUCUUUCCGAUCCUAAAAACUCUCAUUUCAUCACGUGGGAAGGAACAAACGGAGAAUUCAAGUUAAUCGAUCCCGACGAAGUAGCGCGCCGCUGGGGGGAAAGAAAGAACAAGCCGAAUAUGAACUAUGAUAAACUAAGUCGGGCAUUACGAUACUACUACGACAAAAAUAUCAUGUCGAAGAUUCAUGGCAAAAGAUACGCAUACAAAUUCGACUUCCACGGUCUAGCUCAACUCAAUCAACCUAUCACGUCCGACGCUCAAGCCCACGCCCAAGCUGUGUACAAAUUCCCAGGGGCAGACUUCUAUCCUGGUUUCGCAGGAGCGCCCUUCUAUCCAGGCUCCAGCCCAGGGCAAUAUUGGUCUAGUCAGUACUGGGCUAGAGGCCCCACGCCGCAAACACAACAUAUGUACAGUGGACCAAUACGAGCUCUACCAUACUACGCAUAAUCAUCGCCAUAAAAUAAACUUUUAUCAAAUGGUGAACAUUGACCAUGCUUCAUUUUAGGCAAUUCCCAUCCCCACGACAUAGACUAUUUAUGAACGCUAAGCAAGCGCAAAUCAAAUGUUAUUUUGUAUGGAGAUCGUUAUAUUUGUAAAUACUUCACCGACAUCCAUCCACAAAGUAAUAGAAAUUAUAUACAUUCAUCAAGAAUGUUUUAACGGCGCCGGCCAAAAACUGGUCACGAGAGCAUGAGAGAGGAGGAUACAGAGUGUGCGAGUUAAAAGAGCGAGAUUUAUACGACGAGUUUGUAGAUGAUUGUAUGUAUAAUAUUGAAAUAAUUAGUAGGAAUGCUAUUUAUUUUUAUCAAAAUGUAUAAUGAAAAACAAAGAAAUAC
This is a messenger RNA of Dendronephthya gigantea, 2086 nucleotides long. Its product is annotated as transcriptional regulator Erg-like. Gene Ontology annotation, molecular function: sequence-specific DNA binding; DNA-binding transcription factor activity, RNA polymerase II-specific. Lineage: Eukaryota; Metazoa; Cnidaria; Anthozoa; Malacalcyonacea; Nephtheidae. The coding region runs from base 342 to 1697 and encodes 451 amino acids. Gene Ontology annotation, cellular component: nucleus. The transcript has 9 exons. Gene Ontology annotation, biological process: regulation of transcription by RNA polymerase II; cell differentiation. The record is from RefSeq and is a predicted model, not a curated record.